This is a messenger RNA of Pestalotiopsis fici W106-1, 723 nucleotides long. RefSeq lists its product as uncharacterized. The coding region runs from base 1 to 723 and encodes 240 amino acids. The transcript has a single exon. The record is from RefSeq and is a predicted model, not a curated record. Lineage: Eukaryota; Fungi; Ascomycota; Sordariomycetes; Amphisphaeriales; Sporocadaceae.
AUGGCAAAACUCUCCGACUUCAAAGUCCUCUCAUUUGAUGUCUAUGGUACCCUCAUUGACUGGGAAGCGGGGAUCGUCAAUAAUCUCCAACCACUGCUCCAGGCCAACAAUGCCAGCUUUAGCAAGGAGAAGCUGUUGCACGUGAUGCACGAGUGCGAGCGUACACAGCAGGCUGCUACUCCCGACCUCAAGUACCACGAGCUGCUCGCAGCCAUUCAUCCUCAGAUUGCCGAAAAGCUGGGGCUGUCGGCGCCGCCAGCCGAGCAGAGCCAGGCGUUUGGCGCCUCCGUGGGGAGCUGGCCCGCCUUUCCCGACACGGUUGAGGCACUCAAGAAGCUGGGGACGCACUACAAGCUGGUGAUCAUCUCCAAUGUCGACCGCGAGUCGUUUGCUGGAACCAAUAGUGGGCCGCUGGAAGGCGUCAAGUUUGAUCUUGUGCUCACGGCGCAGGAUAUUGGCAGUUACAAGCCUGAUUUGCGCAACUUUGACUACAUGAUCAAGGAGGUGCAAGAAAAGCUCGGCGUCUCAAAGCAUCAGAUUUUGCAGACUGCCCAAAGCCAAUUUCACGAUCACCAUCCCGCCAAGGCAAAGGGUUUGAAAUCAUGCUGGAUCACCCGGCCGGGAGCAAUCAUGGGCAACAGAGAUCAGUCAGUAUAUGACUGGAAGUUUGAUACCUUGGGACAAAUGGCAGCUGCUCUAGAGAGCGAGCUGGCCCAUGAGUAG